AUGACGAGUUCUGAUAAUGAUUUUGAUGAUGAAGACGAUGAAUUACUACAAGAAUUUUUAAUUGGUAAAACACAAAUUCCAUCUACUAAAACUCAACAAGUUUCAAAUACAACAAUAACACCUCAAACAACAACAGUUCCAUUAGCAUCACAAUAUUCAAAUAUUCCAUUAAAUAAUGAAAUUCAAAAUAAAUUAUUUCAAGCAGAUGGAGAAAUAGCAACAUUAAAAGCUCAAAUAUUACAAUUACAAAAUUCAAAACGUGAAGAAAUUUCACAAUUAAAACAAUCAUUUGACGCGUUAAAAAGAUCAAAAGAAUCAGAAACUAUUGCAUUAAAUGAAGCUAUAAAUAAAUUAGAAGAUGAUAGAAAAUUUUUAAAAAAUGAAUUAAUAACUAGUAAUGCUUUAAAAAAGAGAAAAAUUACAAAUGGAUUUACACAAGUUCCACCUCAACAACAACAAAUUAGAAGUAAUACUCGUCAAAAUAAUGAGAAGGUUGGUGACAAAAAGGGUCAAGAUGCCAGAGCUUCAACACCGGAUCUGUCACUAGUUAUAAAACCUAUUCAACAAGUUCAACUAAUUAAUCCAACAAACGAGACGGCUAAAUUAAUUGAACAAUUAUGGAAAUAUAGUAUAGUUGGAAGUCCUAGAAAAUCAUUUGAUUACUUGAGUAAAAUAUGUUUUGAUUUUGAUAUGGAAACAUCAUAUGGAUACAAGAUCAAACGACGUCAAUCUUUAUCAUCAUCAAUUAUGGAAGUAUUAAUGACAAUGAAAGAUUUAAAAAUAAAUGAAAUGAUUGAAAAAUUCACAUUAUUCUUGUUAGAUAUUAUCAUACAAUCAUUAGAUAAAAAAUCAGUAGUAUCAAUUCCCUAUUUAAUUUCAUUAAUCUUUUGUAUUAUUAAUUUCAGUCCUGAUUCAGUUUCCAAAACAGUUAUUAUAAAAUUAAUUCAACAAUUUUCAAAAUUAUCUAAAAAAUAUUUAUUUUUACUAAAUCCAAAUUUAGAAGAAGAAGUUGAUUUUGAAAAUUAUCAUGAUGUUCCAAAUCAAGUUAUUGCAAUUGAAAAAUAUAUUUUAAUUUGUUCAUUUGAUUUAAUUGAAAAAUUAAUUUCAAUAAGUUCAACUUAUGAUAUUGAAUUUAUUAAAAAAAUUUGGCUGAAUCAAAUUUUAACUAAUGAUUUAAUUAAAACUUGUUUACCUCAAAAUGAAGAAAGAUUUAAAACUGUUGCUCAAAUUAAUAUAAUGUUUAAUAUUGUUGAAAUGUUAUCUUCAUCAAUUACUGAAGAUACUUUUGGAUUUAAUGAACCUUAUUCAGAUGUAUCUAUGAUAACAUCUUUAAUGAAAAUUUUUACUAUAGAUAUACCAAUAAAAGAUGGAUUUAAAUUUUUUGGAUUAAAUAGAUUUUUGGGAAAUAAUUUUGAUAUGAAAAUUAUUGAUUCAACAAUUCCAAUUGAACAUGAUAAAUUAGGCAAUUAUUUAAUUGUAAUUCCUCAACCUAUUUAUAAAGUUUCAAAACAAAUUAUUAUUCCAUCAAAUGAUUUAGAAUUUAAUCAUGAAAAACAUCUACUUAAUUUAAAAAUUAAAGUUGCAGAAUUAUUAAUAUCAAUUAUAAUUACAAAACAAACUAUUGAAUUUUUACAUAAUAAAGAAUACUUUAAAUCAUUUAUACGAAUUUUAUUGAUUGAACAAAUUUAUAUAACUAAAACACCAAGAUCAAAAUUAAUUCAUUAUAGAAUUCAUUUAAUUGGUUUAAUAGUUAGAAUUAUAAAUUAUUUAACUCAAGAUUUACAUGAAGCAAACGAUUUAAUUUAUAGUCAAACAAUGUAUGAAAUUUUUGUUGUAUUACUGAGAAUUGCAUUUGGAUCAGAUUCUUUAUCAAUUGAUGCUCAUAAAUUAUUAACAAAAAUAAGAUCAAAAGGUCAUUAUAAUAUUUCAAUUUUUAAUGAAAAUUGUGAAAAAAAUUCAAGACAAAUGAAUCAUUUAACAAUAAGAGAUUUUGAAAAAAAUGGGAAAUUAUUAGCUGAUAUUGAAAGUGAUUAUGCAAAUGGAUUUGAAUUUCCUUAUGAAUCUGAAACUGUUGAAUUAUCAAGAGAAAUUUUAAAUAGAUUUGUAAAUCAUGAAGAAGCUGAUAAUCUUUAUUUUAAUAUGAAUUAUGAAUCUGAUAAUGAUGAUGAAAUGAAUGAUAUGGAUAAAUAUAAUAGAGAAAGUGAUGAAGAAAUGGGUAUAUAG
Messenger RNA from Lodderomyces pseudojiufengensis, 2223 nucleotides. RefSeq lists its product as uncharacterized. Gene Ontology annotation, biological process: DNA damage checkpoint signaling. The record is from RefSeq and is a predicted model, not a curated record. NCBI's taxonomy places the organism in Eukaryota, Fungi, Ascomycota, Pichiomycetes, Serinales, Debaryomycetaceae. The transcript has a single exon. The coding region runs from base 1 to 2223 and encodes 740 amino acids.